AUGACGAAGCGACGCCGCCUCGAUCCCACUGCCGACCACUAUCCCCCCGGUCCGUGGGAGCAGCAGCAGCUCCAGAGCCAUCCCGACCCAGCGGAUCCGCCAUUCGCGGCGCCGCAUGGCGUGCCAACCCUAAGGCGUAGCUCGACGGACCUCAGCACCGCUGCCAACCACGCGUGGCAGCUCCCGGCGCCUGCUACCCACCCCCACCACUACCCUCCUAGCCUCGUUGCAUCCUACCCGUCGCAGCCCUAUUACUCCUUCCACCCCUCCGACCCAAGCGCCUAUAACUCGCCAUGGCCGCCACCGCCACCGGCUCCCACCCCUCCCUCCGCCGAUGCUGCUGCUGCUGCUGUCGUCCCGCCUUUCAUCCCCCACUCCACCACCACUUACUCCCUCCCCGCCCCGACUGCUGCCAUGCCAUACUUCCCUACCCACCCCUCUUCCCGCCCGACUGAGGAGACUGCUUUCGAUGCCCUCGCCGUGCAGACGUUGCAGCCCGACGUAGAUGCUGCGCCAUCGUCGACGUCGGCAUCCCAACAUCCUUCAUCUCAAAACGGCAACACCCCAAACCAAUUGCAGCGCAUCGAUACUGCUUCCUCCUCGUCCGCGGUAUACUUCGAGGAUGCCAGCAUGCAUCUCAAAAUUCAGAGUCUGUCGAUCUUGGAGAAUCUGGCCACCCAACUCAUCCACACAAUAGCCAAAGCCAGCUUCCCGCAAAUCCAAGACAUGGUGCGAGGCUCCGACACCGAGGAUGGGCAAGCAUACACCACGCUCAAGAACCUCUUCGACCAGACGCGCAAAGUGUACAGCCGCGAAACGCCCUUCAUCGACGCCAUUGCCAUCCAAAUGUUCCAACCCGCCCAGCAGGAAGUCAUCCGCAAAGCCAACAUCGCCACCUUCAUCUCCAGCAUCCUCGGCGCGCACGACGUCAGCUUCUUCCACCUCAACGAGUUCUUCAUGGAGACCUUUGUUCCGCUGGGUCAUCGACUGCUCAAGUGGCAAGGCGCCAUCUAUCUCGACCUCAAGACGCAAACGUACAUCUCGGCGCUGCUCAACAGCAACGGCAGCCCGGAGGCGAUGCUCGACGAACUCUUUCCCCCCGACCUCGAUGCCCAGAUUCUCACCCGCCACCCCGAUGCUCCCAGUCUAUCACCCAGCGAGCAGGACUUUAUCGAUCGAAGUCGAGCCCGCAAGAGCUACCUUCUCGCCGAAGACAGCACGGAAAAGGCCUUCCGCGAGCUCCCCAAACGGUAUCAAUGGUCCGACUUCGUGCGCGAGUUCGCAUCAUGCAUCAGCAAAAACAUCGACGGCAUCAUGAACGUCCCCGCUCGCUCCCAACCCCUCUUCGGAGGCGGCGCAUCCGAUCGACGAGGCACCGCCGCAGCCGUCACGGCCUCUGCCACCGCCGCUCUCAACGCGCCCAGCAAUCAACAACCACCCUCCCGCACAUCACCACACACCCAACCCUCCUUCACAGAUCCCAACGCCGCCGACCAACCCCCCACCCGCGACGACCCCAGCAACCCAACCAAAAAGGCCUCCACAGCCGCCUCGACCAUCCGCCAGCCCUGGACGAAGCUCGAAGAAAACGCGCUCCUCUCGGGCCUCGCGCGCGUCUCCGGCCCGCACUGGUCGCAAAUCCUCGCGCUCUACGGCCGCGGCGGCAGCGUGAGCGAGGUCCUCAAAGACCGCAACCAGGUGCAGCUCAAGGACAAAGCGCGCAAUUUGAAACUGUGGUAUUUGAAGACGGGCAAGGAGGUGCCUGUUCCGCUGCGCGGGGUUACGGGCGAGUUGAGGAAGCGCGGGGGUGCGAGGGCGAGGGCUGCUUUGGGGCUUGUGGAGGGUGAGGAGGGUGGGGAGGAAGGGGAGGAAGGGGAGGAGGAGAGAGGGGGUGGGAAGGGGGGUAAGAAGGCGAGGAGGAAGUAG
This is a messenger RNA of Neohortaea acidophila, 1926 nucleotides long. RefSeq names its product telomere repeat binding factor-domain-containing protein. Gene Ontology annotation, biological process: telomere maintenance via telomere lengthening. The coding region runs from base 1 to 1926 and encodes 641 amino acids. The record is from RefSeq and is a predicted model, not a curated record. Gene Ontology annotation, molecular function: protein homodimerization activity; double-stranded telomeric DNA binding. Lineage: Eukaryota; Fungi; Ascomycota; Dothideomycetes; Mycosphaerellales; Teratosphaeriaceae. The transcript has 2 exons.